AGACAAAGGCCCAUGCCGCUGUCACAAGAGUUUCUUGAGCUUGGCAUGCCCUUUUUCUUGUUCAGCGCCUCGACGUGCUGCUCCUCGAGGUCCUCGGUAUCUUGGGUUAUCAACAGGCCGGUCAAUUGAUUUCAUUCCCCGUCUCUGCCCGCCUCCAGGAACUGCGGGGAAGCGCAAGAAUCAACCACAUCAGCGCGGGCGGGUGAGCAUCACUGCCGCCAGCAGCCCACCUCAAUCGAUCGACCCAGCACAGGCCCUUGCGUCAUUGCCCCAGCGCCGCACCACCACUGGCUGGCCUGUCGCCUGCCGUGCGCCCGCGACCCCAUAGCCUCGGUCUCGGCAACGCCUGUGAGCUCUGCCAGGUCGGUCCCACGCCAAUCCCGCCAGUAGCCAUCUCCUCCGCCGGGCCCUACCGUUGACUCAACCCGACCACCGACGCCGACGUCGCGCCCGCGACCCGACCUUGUCUGCACAGAGUGCACAAGCUGUUGCUGCUUUGCUCUGUUUUGCUUGUCUGGUCUCUUUAUUUUCUUUUAGUCUUCUGCAAAUCCUGGCUGGGGAUAUACCUCAUCCCACCUUGCCCUCCCACCCGCCAACUGGGCUGCCAGCUCUCUCGCCCACAAUGUCGUGGAGGAAAACGGAGAGGCUGAUGGAUACCAUCAGGCACUAUGCCAGCUUUCCAGCAACCGGCGUGAGCUUGCGGCAGAUGGUCCAGUUCGGCGAGAAGCCGUCAGUGGGCACGCUGUUCCGUGCCUCCCAGUUUCUCGCCGAGGAGCUUCCCAUCCGCCUGGCGCACCGCGUCCAGGAGCUAGACAGCUUGCCAGACGGCCUAAACGAGAUGCCGUCAGUGAAGCGCGUGCUGGACUGGUAUGCGCAGUCGUUCGAGGAAAUCACCAUUCUCCCAAGGCCAACGCUAGAGAAGCCUGUAAAAGAGAGACUGAUGAAGCCGGCGAGGACCAAGACGGCGCAAAUGCUGUCCGAGGCGACGCCGAACCCGAGUAUCGAGGAGGGCAUAUACAACUCACAACAUACACACAACCACAACGGAAACAGCGGGUGGGGCAAGAAGCCGGUGGCGGCGAGGAGAUACUUUGCUAUGGUGGACGACUACGGGGACUGGCCGCCCGAGCUGCAGCUGUACAACCAGAAAUUCGCGCAGACCCUACACAAGAUCAAGAGGCGGCACGACGGCGUGGUGACGACCAUGGCGCAGGGCAUCCUCGAGUACAAGCGGCAGCGGCAGCGCAUGCAGAUCGAUAACAACAUCCAGUCGUUUCUGGACCGCUUCUACAUGUCGCGCAUUGGCAUCCGCAUGCUGAUAGGCCAGCACAUUGCGCUGACGGACCAGAGCCACUAUCGCGACCCGACGUACGUGGGCAUCAUCUGCACAAAGACAAACGUGCGCGACCUCGCCCAAGAGGCCAUCGAGAACGCGCGCUUCGUGUGCGAGGACCACUACGGCCUGUUCGAGGCCCCGCGCGUGCAGCUCGUGUGCAACCCGGACCUCAACUUCAUGUACGUCCCCGGCCACCUGUCGCACAUGCUCUUUGAGACGCUCAAGAACUCGCUGCGCGCCGUGGUCGAGACGCACGGCCAGGACAAGCAGGAGUUCCCCGUCACAAAGGUCAUCGUGGCCGAGGGCAAGGAGGACAUCACCAUCAAGGUCACGGACGAGGGCGGCGGCAUCCCCAGGAGCGCCAUCCCGCUCGUCUGGACCUACAUGUACACCACGGUCGACCGCACCCCGAACCUGGACCCGGACUUUGACCAGAACGACUUCAAGGCGCCCAUGGCCGGGUUUGGUUAUGGCCUGCCCAUAUCGCGCCUGUAUGCGAGGUAUUUCGGUGGCGACCUGAAGUUGAUAUCCAUGGAAGGCUACGGCACGGACGUCUACCUCCACCUGAACCGCCUCUCCAGCUCGUCUGAACCUCUGCAAUAGCAAUUAGCAGUCAUGAGGGACCGCCCGUCCCAAGGAUUGACGCUUCCGUUGAGAUAUCGACUCCAAAAGCGGCUCAAGAGUCUAGAGGUCAUCGAGAGGAGGCAGGUCGGCGACGUGGAGAGCAUGGUCAACCGGCCCAGCAGUCCCUACUCUGCGCGGGACGAGAGUGAGCUGUGAGCUAUGAGCGAUGAGGUAUUGCUGGUUUGGAGAGGGCUGUAAGGCCAUGUGCACGCUGUCUGGGGCUUGGUUGGGUGGUAUGGGCGUUUCUUUGCCUGAAGACACGGAACGGAAUCUCGAUGGCUCCGUUGUUCUUUUCUUUUCCUUUCCCUUCUUCCUUAUUGGUCUACUGUCCGUAUUAUAUACUUAUAUUCAUUUCUUUAUCGUCAUAUCUUUUUUUUUAUUCGUUGCCCCCGAGCAAAGCCACGGGCGGCUGGGAUGGAUGGGAUCUACGCUCUUUUUGAUGUUCUUGUAUCUAUACGACAUGAGCAUAUCACGGGAAACCGGCGUCUUUUUUUUUUUAGGUUGGCGGAUUUCAUUGGAUUCCAUUUCGAAAUGAAGGGAAACGCAACAAAAAAAUCAGGCCCAAAGAUUGCUUUAGCGAGCAAAUUAGAGUUGUGAUGUUGUGUUUUAGCAGUGGUCUAGUCGGAUUGUGAUGUAACAGAUUCGAG
Messenger RNA from Gaeumannomyces tritici R3-111a-1, 2607 nucleotides. Its product is annotated as kinase isozyme 4. Gene Ontology annotation, cellular component: mitochondrion. Gene Ontology annotation, molecular function: pyruvate dehydrogenase (acetyl-transferring) kinase activity. The record is from RefSeq and is a predicted model, not a curated record. The coding region runs from base 623 to 1939 and encodes 438 amino acids. The transcript is spliced from 4 exons. Gene Ontology annotation, biological process: regulation of glucose metabolic process; protein phosphorylation. Lineage: Eukaryota; Fungi; Ascomycota; Sordariomycetes; Magnaporthales; Magnaporthaceae.